Molecule: messenger RNA, 1197 nt
Organism: Aspergillus thermomutatus
Lineage: Eukaryota; Fungi; Ascomycota; Eurotiomycetes; Eurotiales; Aspergillaceae
Gene: MPG1
Product: mannose-1-phosphate guanyltransferase
Exons: 3
Coding region: 1-1197 (398 amino acids)
Biological process (GO): cell wall mannoprotein biosynthetic process; GDP-mannose biosynthetic process
Cellular component (GO): cytoplasm
Molecular function (GO): mannose-1-phosphate guanylyltransferase (GTP) activity; GTP binding
Source: RefSeq, a predicted model, not a curated record
AUGAAGGCUCUCAUUCUUGUCGGAGGGUUCGGUACCCGUCUGCGCCCUUUGACUCUGACCCUUCCCAAACCCCUGGUGGAAUUUGGAAACCGCCCGAUGAUUCUUCACCAGGUCGAGAGCUUGGCUGCUGCUGGUGUCACAGAUAUUGUUCUGGCCGUCAACUACCGCCCGGAUGUCAUGGUCGCGGCCCUCAAGAAGGUACACCGAUCUCUUUUCUUCCCCCCCAGCUUGACACACGUUCCUGCGGCUAAUUGUGGUAUUCGUCUACAGUAUGAGGAACAGUACAACGUCAGAAUCGAGUUCUCCGUCGAGUCCGAACCCCUCGGUACCGCCGGUCCCCUGAAGUUGGCAGAGAAGAUUUUGGGCAAGGACGACUCUCCCUUCUUCGUCCUCAACUCCGAUAUCAUCUGUGAUUACCCCUUCAAGCAGCUCGCAGAGUUCCACAAGAAACAUGGCGACGAGGGCACCAUUGUUGUUACCAAGGUCGACGAGCCCUCGAAGUACGGUGUCGUGGUUCACAAGCCCAACCACCCCUCUCGCAUUGAUCGUUUCGUCGAAAAGCCAGUCGAGUUCGUGGGUAACCGCAUUAACGCCGGUAUCUACAUCCUCAACCCCAGUGUACUCAAGCGCAUUGAACUUCGUCCCACCUCCAUCGAGCAGGAGACAUUCCCCGCCAUCUGCAGUGACGGCCAGCUCCACUCCUUUGACCUCGAGGGUUUCUGGAUGGAUGUCGGUCAGCCCAAAGAUUUCCUGACUGGCACCUGCCUCUACCUCACCUCGCUCGCGAAGCGUAACUCCAAGCUGCUGGCUCCCAACAGCGAGCCCUUCGUCUAUGGCGGCAACGUCAUGGUUGACCCCUCGGCCAAGAUCGGCAAGAACUGUCGCAUUGGCCCCAAUGUAGUCAUUGGUCCCAACGUUGUGGUCGGUGAUGGUGUGCGUCUGCAACGCUGUGUGCUCCUGGAGAACAGCAAGGUCAAGGACCACGCCUGGAUCAAGUCGACCAUUGUCGGCUGGAACAGCUCUGUUGGCAAGUGGGCUCGCUUGGAGAAUGUCACGGUCUUGGGUGACGAUGUCACCAUUGCAGACGAGGUGUAUGUCAAUGGCGGCUCUAUUCUGCCUCACAAGAGCAUCAAGCAGAACAUCGAUGGUAUGUUUCCUCUCUCGCCUUGUACGGACGUUACGAAUCGCAAAAACUAA